UAUAUUGUUAUGUGUACUUUAUAUAGUGGUUACUGACAGGGGCGGACUGACCAUUCAAGCACUCAGGCACUGCCUGAGGGCCCAGGCUCUGUAGGGGGCCCCAUGAGAUGCCCCUGGUACCUUUCAUUGGCUUUUUCAUAGGCUUUUUUGGGUGUGGGCUUGGACACAGGGGCCCCAUGAACCCCUAUUGCCCGGUGGCCCCACGAGUUGUCAGUCCACCCCUGAUAGAAAGUAAUGAGAACUCCAAAAUGUUGCAGCUGACACCAGAACAGGAACUGAGGGAAAAUUAUCGUUCGGAAUACAUGUUCCAAUCACAGCUGUCAAAGAGGGGAAAUCCCCUCAUUUUUUGAGAUUUCUCACUUCC
Staurois parvus is the source of this 364-nucleotide messenger RNA. NCBI's taxonomy places the organism in Eukaryota, Metazoa, Chordata, Amphibia, Anura, Ranidae. The record is from the annotation of a GenBank genome assembly.